Molecule: messenger RNA, 1407 nt
Organism: Canariomyces notabilis
Lineage: Eukaryota; Fungi; Ascomycota; Sordariomycetes; Sordariales; Chaetomiaceae
Product: amino acid transporter
Exons: 6
Coding region: 1-1407 (468 amino acids)
Biological process (GO): transmembrane transport
Cellular component (GO): membrane
Molecular function (GO): transmembrane transporter activity
Source: RefSeq, a predicted model, not a curated record
AUGGCUACUCUUGUCUACCUACUCUACGCUGGAGGGGCUGCUGCCGUCGUGUGGUGCUGGCUGAUAGGGGGUGGGGGUGCUCUCGCCUUAGCACUAUCCAUCACCGAGAUCUCCUCCUCAUAUCCCACGUCAGGCGCCAUGUACUUUACACUCAAGUACCUGUGUCCGCAAGAAUAUCUGCCGGUGGUGGCAUGGCUCACCGGGUGGCUCAAUCUCGUCGGCACUGUCACCGGAACCUCUUCAUCCCAGUAUGGAGCUGCCCAAAUGCUGCUUGCUGCAGUUUCAAUCGGCACAGAAUUUCACUACCGACCAACCCAGGGGCACAUCACGGGCGUCAUGGCAGCCCCCUGUGUCGUUCAUGCGCUCAUCAACAGCCUGCCCACUGCCUGGCUCAACAAGAUCUCAAGUACCUACGCCGUCUUCCACAUUGCCGUCCUGAUCGCUGCUGCCGCCGCGCUGAUCGCAUUGCAGGGAGAGAAGCACACGGCUGCCUACGUCUUUUCCUAUUUUGAGCCUCUUUCCGGCUGGACACCGCGCGGCUUCUCCUUUUUCUUUGGCUGCCUCAGCGCAGCUAUUGCCGAAGAGACGAAGGAUCCGUCCCGGGUUGUUCCCAUUGCUAUAACAUCCGCGUCAGUCUUUACCUACGUUGCGGGAUUCCUAUAUAACGUCGUGCUUGCGUACUGCAUGGGGGACCCUAGAGACCUUUUGGCCAGCCCAACCAGUCUGCCCGUUUCACAGAUCUUUUACAAUGUCAUGGGCGCCGGGCCGGCUGUCUUCUUUACAGUCACCGCCUUCUUCGUCAUGAAUUUUGUCUGUAUUCCCUCGGUGCACGCCGGGUCGCGGACUUUGUGGGCCUCUUCGCGCGACGACAUGGUGCCCUUUUCCCGGUACUGGCACCGCGUCCACAAGCGCACCGACACGCCGCUCCACGCCGUCUGGCUGUACACGCUGCUCUGCAUCGCCAUUAACCUGGUCGGACUCGGCAGUCCCAUUCUCAUCGCCGCAGUCUUCAACGUCUGCGCCAUUGCGCUGAACUGGUCGUACUGCAUCCCCAUUCUCUGCAAAAUGGCGUUCGGCAAGUUCGAGCGCGGGCCGUGGCACCUGGGCAGGUUCAGCACCGCGAUCAACGCCUGGGCCGUCGCCUGGAAUGCCUUCCUUUCCGCCCUGUUCGUGCUGCCCAUCAUCCGGCCCGUGACGCCCGAAAACAUGAACUAUGCGUCGGUCGUCCUGGCAUUUGUCAUUGCCUUCUUAACAACGCAUUGGUUGCUGCGAGGGCGAAAACAUUACAUUGGCUCCCGAACUCAGGUACGCCUUGCCAACGGCGAAGCGGCAGCUCUUGACGAAUCGCACCGGGUCGCUGAUCAGGAGAGAGUCGAGUCGCCUAUGUCGCCCGUGCAAAAAGCCUAG